Messenger RNA from Cryphonectria parasitica EP155, 642 nucleotides. Its product is annotated as ras-domain-containing protein. Gene Ontology annotation, biological process: signal transduction. Lineage: Eukaryota; Fungi; Ascomycota; Sordariomycetes; Diaporthales; Cryphonectriaceae. The coding region runs from base 1 to 642 and encodes 213 amino acids. Gene Ontology annotation, molecular function: GTPase activity; GDP binding; GTP binding. Gene Ontology annotation, cellular component: plasma membrane. The record is from RefSeq and is a predicted model, not a curated record. The transcript is spliced from 8 exons.
AUGCCGUCAAGAUACCAAGCUUUUCGCGAGUUUCAGGUCGUCGUUCUCGGAGCAGGCGGCGUGGGGAAGAGUUGCUUAACUGCACAAUUCGUUCACCAAGAGUGGAUCGAGAGUUAUGAUCCGACUAUCGAGGACUCUUACCAGAAACAACUUGCUGUCGAUGGUCGGCAAGUAGUCCUGGAAAUCCUCGACACUGCAGGGACAGAACAAUUCACAUCUAUGAGGGAUGUCUACAUGAAAAAUGGCCAGGGCUUUCUCCUGGUGUUCAGCAUCACGUCGCCGUCCUCGCUGGCAGAGCUGUAUGGGCUGAGGGAAGAGAUUCUGCGCAUCAAGGACAGGGAGGACGUGCCCAUCGUCAUCAUCGGCAACAAGGCCGACCUUGAGGACCAGCGACAGGUCCAACGGACCAAGGCUUUUGCUAUCUCGCAACAAUGGGGCGCGCCUUAUUACGAGGCGAGUGCUAGGACCAGAACAAACGUCGACGAAGUCUUUAUCGACAUCUGUCGACAGAUGCUGAGGGCAGACGAUGCCAUGGAGGCGAUGGAUGAUACGGACGACACCAGUAGAUAUCGAGACACCGACAGGAACCGCAAACAACGACGGAGGAGACGCAAGGACCACCCACGAUGUCUGAUCCUGUGA